AUGACAGACGGCGAAACACCAUCAGGCUCAGCGUCAGCCCCAGCGACGACCACAGAUGCCUCAGCAGAAGCUCAAACUCCUACUCAGGGCGAGCAAUCUGCCACUACCCACGUUAACGGCCAGUCAAAUACCUCUCCGGAAGGAUCGCAACACCCAUCAGCUGUAGAUAACAGCUUGAACCAGCCUCCCGCGACCUCAAACCCUCCGCCACAGCCGUCCGUACCGCAGACAGAAGCCCCGGAUCCCGUAUAUCAGCUGGCGGCCGCAAGCUCGGCGCUGGAUGCCUCUCAGUCAGGAGCUGUUGACCAUGCUGUACAGCUUCAAGCCCUACAGCAAUUCAACAAUGACCAGGGGCCUUUCGAUUCCAAUGCUAACUCAGCCCCUCAUGGCGCACCAGCUUCCGUUCCUCCAACAGCCCCAACUCCAGCAGCCCCAGCUCCCGUAACCCAUAUCACUCAGUAUUACGGCGAAAUCCCAGCCGGAGGCUUCUCAGAUGGUUUCGAACUGGUAACAGACGAGAGCGCUGCGAAUCGCAUGAAGAGAGAUGUCAAGCGAAGGACAAAAACAGGCUGCCUUACGUGCAGGAAGCGCCGAAUAAAGGUAAGAAUCUGCUAUCCCAUGUUAGCCAAAGCAAUUGUCGCAUGA
Messenger RNA from Trichophyton benhamiae CBS 112371, 645 nucleotides. RefSeq lists its product as uncharacterized. The record is from RefSeq and is a predicted model, not a curated record. The transcript has a single exon. Lineage: Eukaryota; Fungi; Ascomycota; Eurotiomycetes; Onygenales; Arthrodermataceae. Bases 1 to 645 code for a protein of 214 amino acids.